UCCUCAGCUCGCAGAUUGAUGAUAUCUUUUCUACAACCAUAGUAGGGGUUUUCAUGGCUUUAAAUAUCACGUGUUCAGUGUACUUUAGUCCUUAAUCAAUAAGUACUAUUUUAAGCAGUUAAUUAGCUAAAUAUCAUUUGAAAUUCUUUCAGUUUCUUCUUAGAAAUAGUCUGUGAGCACCUCUCCCCUCAAGAACUCAACUCAGAUUUCAAUCUCUUUCUAAAGAAUAAGAAAGAUGACGAAGUCCGCUACUUUUGAAAAUCUUCCCUACUACACUAGAAAGACUGGAAUAAGUAAUAAUGCGACUAAAGGGAAAUUAGUGCUGUUUGUAUUUUGGGUUAUCGGUGCUACUUCAUUUUUCACUACCUUCAUUCACUAUUCUCCAAACCAUUUUAGCAACUUCAAGUUGAGGCAGCCGCAGGAUUACCAUAACACUGCUUCAAAGGAAUUGGGUCUGAAGAACACUACUUCAAAGAAUCUCAAUCAAACUACUGCCAUUGCCACCGACUCUGAUAAAGGUAUAGAUGAAAAUGAUGAGAAGACGUGUGACUUGUUUGAUGGUCGAUGGAUACCGGACCUUAAUGGAUCGUUAUAUACGAACUGGAGCUGUCCAACGAUACCCGAUUGGAAGGAUUGUCCUAAACAUGGCAAAAAAGACUUCGACUAUAUGAACUGGAGAUGGAAACCAAAUAAAUGUGAGCUUCCUAGGUUUAACCCCAAUACAUUCUUGUCCAUUGUUCGAGGCAAGAAGUUAGCGUUCAUUGGUGAUUCGGUUGCUCGAAACCAAAUGGAAUCUCUCCUUUGUCUUCUGUCUCAAGGAGAAACUCCAAGAGAUGUAUUCAAGGACUCUGACGACCGGUUUCGAACAUUCUACUUUCCGUCUCAUGAUUUCACUCUAAUGGUUUACUGGGUAAGAUUCUUGGUUUUCGCAGAAGAGAUAGUAGUUAACGGUUCUGCAACAGGUACAUUUAAUAUACACCUGGACAAAGUUGAUAAUAACUGGGAUCAAAAUCUACGCGGUCUAGGCUACGCCAUCAUCUCAGAUGCUCACUGGUUUUUCCGAAAGCAUUACUUAUAUGAAGGUGGCAAGCUAAUUGGAUGCAUCUAUUGCGACGAACCAAAUGUCCCCGAAUUAGGAGUUCUGUUCGCCAUUGAUAAAGCCUUUGGAACAGCCCUUAAGUCCAUCAACGACUGUAACGGGUGCAAUAAGGGAUUACUUACCUUGCUACGGACAUUUUCUCCUGCGCAUUUUGAGAAUGGGUCUUGGAAUGGUGGAGGGACAUGUAAUAGAACAAGUCCUUACACUGAAGAACAGGUUAAUUUUGCUAGUAUGGAAUGGGAGCUAAGGGGUAUUCAAGUGAGAGCCGUUAAAAAUAUUGAGAAGAAAGAAGGGAAGAGAUUUGAGAUUUUAGAUAUCACCAGGGCCAUGAUGAUGAGACCUGAUGGACACCCAGGGCUCAUGAAAAGCAAUCAGUAUUUGAAGGAAUACAGUGAUUGUGUUCACUGGUGUUUACCUGGACCAAUCGAUGUAUGGAAUGAUCUAUUGAUGGCUGUGUUGCAGAAGAAAGAUGAUAGUUCCCUGCAUUAAACAGAUUUUUACAAAAAAUUUAACAUGUUACUUAUAUUGUCAUAGAUUUGGUAGGAAAUCGGUCAACAGAAGUAGACUGUGGUCAGUUCUUAGACAAUUUAAAGGAGAUAUUUUAGUCUUUUUCUUAGAAGAACCCUCUCCAUUUUCUUCAAGAUAGAUCUUUUGCCUUAAUUGUGGCAUCGUUAGGUACAUGUACGAACACCUUUAAAUAUAGAUUUAAUCGAUUGAUAUGUUUCCAUGUCA
This is a messenger RNA of Papaver somniferum (opium poppy), 1831 nucleotides long. Its product is annotated as protein ALTERED XYLOGLUCAN 4-like. The record is from RefSeq and is a predicted model, not a curated record. The coding region runs from base 236 to 1588 and encodes 450 amino acids. Lineage: Eukaryota; Viridiplantae; Streptophyta; Magnoliopsida; Ranunculales; Papaveraceae. The transcript is spliced from 3 exons. Gene Ontology annotation, molecular function: O-acetyltransferase activity. Gene Ontology annotation, cellular component: Golgi apparatus.